Molecule: messenger RNA, 1797 nt
Organism: Exophiala spinifera
Lineage: Eukaryota; Fungi; Ascomycota; Eurotiomycetes; Chaetothyriales; Herpotrichiellaceae
Exons: 4
Coding region: 1-1797 (598 amino acids)
Biological process (GO): regulation of DNA-templated transcription
Cellular component (GO): nucleus
Molecular function (GO): DNA-binding transcription factor activity, RNA polymerase II-specific; zinc ion binding; transcription cis-regulatory region binding
Source: RefSeq, a predicted model, not a curated record
AUGACGAGUACGGCCUCAUUUCCACCGACCCCAUCAAGCGUGGCCAGGCCAGCGUCCUAUGGUCAGUCAUGUACAAACUGUGCCAAAUCGAAAUGCAAAUGUCUUCGACGACCAGGACGGGUCGAGUGCGAGAGAUGCUUUCGGCUUCACAAACAAUGCCAUGCGGCUGACUCGAUACGAAAACGCCACGCAAACCGAGAUGCAACGUCCAGGAUCUCCCUGUUGGAGGAACGACUUAACGAAGUUACUUCCCUACUACAAUCCGUCACAUCCUCGGGCGAUGGAGCUCGCACGAGAGAUUCUACAGCUCGACCCUCACGUCCACAGGCAGUCGAGUCUGUCUCGGCUCUAGAAGACAAUUACAUCCCAGGAGGAGUUGCAAUGUCCAUUGCAAAUCUGAGUCCUGUAUCGAUGGCUUCGGCUGUCGGCAAAGAUCUGGACCUGCCCUUCGAGGAAGCCGAAAAAUGUGUCGAUGUGUUCAGAACUCAGAUGCUGAGAUUCUUUGCAUUCGUUCAUUUGCCGCCGGAUUAUACCGCCACAAAGAUACGGCAACACCGUCCUUUUCUGUACUUAUGUAUUGUCGCCGUCGUUACAAAGUCUACUACGAAGAAGAUGUCACUCUUCAAAGAAAUCCGCAGAAUAGUGGCACAUCGAAUGAUCCUAGACGACGCCAGUGAACCGGAUGUUGACCUCCUCCUUGGCCUUCUGACGUACCUGACAUGGGGCAAUGAGCAUCUCCUGAUCAACUAUCCGAAAAUGUUGUCUCGGCUCACACAUAUGGCAAUGAUGAUAGUAUUUGAUCUACGGCUGAACAAACCAUUCCAUUUGAAUCCAAAUCUACUCCCGAAAGUGGGCGGCUUCACGGACCGAACGCAUCAGUUGACGGGGCGUAUGGAUGCUCGUCCAACUUUGGAAGAACGACGGGCGGUCUUGGGUUGUUUCGUCAUGGCCUCGACGGUCGCAACUCAUCUCACGAACGUGGAUGCUAUGCAAUGGAAUGAGUAUAUGGAGCAAUGUGUUCAAGUCCUGAGCGAGAAGAAGGAAAGUCCGCUUGAUGAUCUAUUGUUGGCCCAGGUUCGAUUCCACCGGCUCUCCCAACGACUGCAACCUGCCGCAUGGUGUUACGAAGACAUUGGGAAUCCAGAUUCCAAGGUGCCUGUGGCUUUCUACUUUAAAGCGCUCGAGUUGAAUGUACAACGAACCAUGGAGGGGUUGUCUCCCCAAGCCCAAAAAGACGGAGUUGUUCUUGCAUGCAAGUAUCACGCAGAAUUGAGCGUCUGCGAAAUGGCUCUGUCGCAGUUAACCUCGACGUCUUCCAACAUUGGAUUCGAGCCAAUUGACGCUCUGUAUGCCUGUCUCAACACGGUGAAGUUGGCUUUUGAUCAAUUCUUCCAGAUUCCAAUCUCGGAGUAUUUUGCCGUGUCCUUCCCUAUAUUCACGCAGUUUACGCGUUCAAUUGCCGUUUUAUACAAACUCACCAUUCUGGAUCAUCCGAGCUGGGAUAUUGCCUUGGUUCGCUCAACUGUCGAUCUUAUCCUCGUCCUGGAUCGGCUGCUGAACAACCUGGAGCAAGCUAGGCAUGUUUGCUUUGAUGGCACGGACAAUAACGUUGCGACCAGGACCAUCAAAGGAUUCACGGCAGUCCGGCUGUGGUGUGGGUCAAAGCUGUCUGCACCUGCACCGUUGGGGUUAGAUAUGGAGCCAGGUGAUGAGGUCGGAGUGUUUGCCGACACAUCUACUAUAGAUGGAUUGGAUGAUGUGUGGCUGAGAGAAAUACUUGCUUCGUGGUCUGAUUAA